CCGUUGAUCCCCCUUAAGGCCUUCUCCUUCCUCCGCGCGCUCUCCGUUCUCCCCGCAUUUCUUCUUCUUCUUCUUCAUCAAUUUUGGAUGGUGUUCUUCUCCAUCAAUCGAGGAACUUUUCGUCGUUUCUUCUUCUUCUUCUUCUUCUUCUUCUUCUUCUUCUUUUUUAUUUUUUAUUUUUUGGUUGUUGUUGUUGCACGCAAUGAUGGGAGCCGUCUCUUCCUACCCAAAGGAAAAGGCCUUUUUGUGAUUCCUCGUUGUUUUCCUCCAUUUUUAACGGUUUUCAUCGUAUAGAUCUCGAAUGCACAUCCGUUCUUGUGUGCAAGAUCCAUUUCGAUCUUAAAGCCGUUGGUUCGGAGGCCAUCUCGAUCGGUCUACAGGUGUUUGAUCUAAUGCCGAAGAGACGUCAAUGGGACCAUUGAUCGCUCAAUCGUGAUGGGGAAUCUGUGUGUCGUCCCACGCUUCUCCAAGAGUGGAUUCUUCCAAUCCUUGUCCGCUAUUCUGUGGCGCAACCGAUCGAAGCAAGACGCUCUUCCUGUUUCCAAUGGAAAGGGGCAGAAAGGCGAGGCAUCCUUGCCCUCGCCCUUGCCCUGCCCAGCUGAACCAGUCGUCGAAGCGCCCCAACUAAUCAAGAUCCAGGAGAACGGGGCAAAGCCGGCGCCCAUUCGAUCAUCGACAGAUCGACCCGAUAGGCCCACCCAUGCGAAGAGAGGUUCCAGUGUCGCCGGACUGCAAGUCGACUUCGUGCUUAAGCGCCAAACCGAGAACUUGAAGAACCUCUACAGCUUAGGCAGGAAGCUUGGACAGGGACAAUUUGGCACGACAUAUCUAUGCGUAGAGAAGGCGAGCGGAAAGGAGUUUGCUUGCAAGUCCAUUCUGAAGAGGAAGUUGACAAUGGAGGAGGAUGUGGAGGAUGUGAGGAGGGAGAUCCAGAUAAUGCAUCACUUGGCUGGCCACCCAAAUGUGAUCUCAAUCAAGGAGGCUUAUGAAGACGCAGUGGCUGUUCAUGUUGUGAUGGAGCUCUGUGCAGGCGGUGAAUUGUUUGAUAGAAUCAUUCAAAAGGGCCAUUACACAGAGAGGAAGGCGGCAGAGCUUGCAAGGGUGAUCGUAGGAGUUGUGGAGGCUUGCCAUUCCAUGGGAGUCAUGCACCGCGAUUUGAAGCCCGAAAAUUUUCUCUUCGUUAACCAAUUGGAGGAUGCACCCCUCAAAACAAUCGACUUCGGAUUGUCUAUUUUCUUCCGGCCAGGAGAGAUCUUCACUGAUGUUGUCGGUAGCCCUUACUAUGUUGCUCCUGAAGUCCUAAAGAAACGCUAUGGUCAAGAGGCAGAUGUAUGGAGUGCUGGAGUCAUCAUUUAUAUUCUUCUUAGUGGAGUUCCUCCAUUUUGGGCUGAAACAGAGCAAGGUAUUUUUGAAGAGGUAUUGCAUGGUAAUGUUGAUUUUCAGUCAGAUCCAUGGCCUAGCAUCUCAGAGAGUGUGAAAGAUCUAAUAAAAGGAAUGCUCGUUAGGGAUCCCAAGCAGCGGUUGAGUGCCCAUCAAGUUCUGUGUCAUCCGUGGGUGCAAACAGAUGGAGUCGCCCCUGAUAGGCCUCUAGAUUCUGCUGUUCUAUCUCGACUGAAACAAUUCUCUGCCAUGAAUAAGCUGAAGAAGAUGGCUAUCAGAGUGAUUGUUGAACAUCUUUCUGAAGAUGAAAUUGUUGGCCUUAGAGAAAUGUUCAAGAUGAUAGACACGGACAAUAGCGGGCAGAUAACAUUCGAAGAACUCAAAGUUGGAUUAGAGAGGGUUGGUGCAAAUCUAAAGGAGUCAGAAAUCUAUGCACUUAUGCAAGCGGCAGAUGUUGAUAACAGUGGAACUAUUGAUUACGGCGAGUUUGUUGCUGCAACUUUGCACCUAAACAAGAUAGAGAGGGAGGACCAUUUGUUCAAGGCCUUCUCCUACUUCGACAAAGAUGGGAGUGGAUAUAUAACUCAAGAUGAACUGCAACAGGCUUGUGAAGAGUUCGGCAUAGCCGAUGUCAAGCUAGAGGACAUGAUUAAAGAAGUUGAUCAAGAUAAUGAUGGACGAAUAGAUUACAAUGAAUUCGUAGCCAUGAUGCAUAAAGGAAACAAUGGACUCGACAAGAAAGGGAUGCAAGCGAAUUUCAGUAUUGGUUUUAGAGAUGCAUUGAAGAUUGGUUGACAAGGAAAUUUUGCUAAGAUUUCUUAUCAUUCUUUUUGUUUCUUUGUUUGUAACUAUUAUCGAGAGUUUUAGGAGCUAAAGUUGUAUUUUGUUGUAUGUAUGGAUGAUUAUCAGUGCAAAAUAGUUUGGAGUUACGUAUACUUAAUU
This is a messenger RNA of Zingiber officinale, 2322 nucleotides long. Its product is annotated as calcium-dependent protein kinase 10-like. NCBI's taxonomy places the organism in Eukaryota, Viridiplantae, Streptophyta, Magnoliopsida, Zingiberales, Zingiberaceae. Gene Ontology annotation, cellular component: cytoplasm; nucleus. Gene Ontology annotation, biological process: intracellular signal transduction; protein autophosphorylation; peptidyl-serine phosphorylation. The record is from RefSeq and is a predicted model, not a curated record. The transcript has 7 exons. The coding region runs from base 436 to 2175 and encodes 579 amino acids. Gene Ontology annotation, molecular function: ATP binding; calcium ion binding; calmodulin binding.